This is a messenger RNA of Microdochium trichocladiopsis, 2103 nucleotides long. RefSeq lists its product as uncharacterized. Gene Ontology annotation, biological process: fatty acid beta-oxidation using acyl-CoA oxidase; lipid homeostasis. The record is from RefSeq and is a predicted model, not a curated record. The transcript has a single exon. Gene Ontology annotation, molecular function: fatty acid binding; FAD binding; acyl-CoA oxidase activity. Gene Ontology annotation, cellular component: peroxisome. Lineage: Eukaryota; Fungi; Ascomycota; Sordariomycetes; Xylariales; Microdochiaceae. The coding region runs from base 1 to 2103 and encodes 700 amino acids.
AUGCCGCGCCCCAAUCCAGACUGGGUCCAGGCCCUGACGCCCUCGGGGCCCCAGGGCUCAGAGCUGCUGGCCCAGGAGCGCGCAAAGUCGUCCCUCAACAUCGACCAGCUCGCCAGCUUCAUGUUCACCGACGAGGUCCUCGAGCGCAAGGCAAAGAUCCUCGCCAUCCUCCAGGCCCACCCGACCUUUGACAAGUCCCAAAACUACUUCCGCGGCCGCACCGAGCGCUUCGAGGCCGCACUCGCCCGCGCAAAGGCUCUCCGCCAGCUCAGCGAGAAGCACAACUGGUCCGACGAUGAUUACGUAAUGGCCAACGACCUCAUCAGCGAGCCCACCCCUUAUGGCCUCCACGCGACCAUGUUCCUCAAGACCCUCGAGGAGCAGUCCACCCCUGAGCAGAAGAAGCGCUUCCUCGAGCCCGCCAAGCGCUACGAGAUCAUCGGCUGCUAUGCCCAGACAGAGCUCGGUCACGGCUCCAACGUCCGCGGUCUCGAGACCACAGCCACCUGGAACCCCGAGGACAAGACCUUCACCCUCCACUCGCCCCACCUCACUGCCUCCAAGUGGUGGAUUGGCUCCCUCGGCAAGGCAGCCAACCACGCCGUCGUUGUCGCUCAGCUCAUCAUCAGCGGCAAGGUUUACGGCCCCCACCCCUUUGUUGUCCAGAUCCGGGACCUUAAGACCCAUGAGCCCCUAGAGAAUGUCCACGUUGGCGACAUUGGCCCCAAGUUUGGCUACAACACCAUGGACAAUGGAUUCCUCCUCUUCAACCACUACAAGAUUCCUCACAUCAGCCUGCUGGGCCGCUUCUCAAGCGUCGACCCCAACACGAGCAAGUACAUUCGCCCGUCCAACCCUGCGCUCGUCUACGGCACCAUGACAUACAUUCGGUCCGGCAUCGUCUUCCAGUCGGGCUCGACACUCGCCCGUGGUGUUACCAUCGCGACUCGCUACUGCGCUGUCCGCAGACAGUUCCAGGAUCGCGACACUCCCAAGGGUGCCCCUGCCGGCGAGAACCAAGUCAUUGACUACACCAUGGUGCAGUUCCGCAUCCUGCCUCUGCUCGCGGCCUCUUAUGCCCUGCACUUUACUGGCCGGAGCAUGCUGAAUCUUUACAAUGCCAACCAGAAGCGCAUGGCCCAGUUUGGCAAGGCCGGCAAGAACGACUCCCGCCGGUCCCCUGGACCUGAGGAGAUCAAUGCCGGCAGCGAUCUCCUCGCAGAUCUUCACGCCGUCUCCUGCGCGCUCAAAUCCUUCUCCUCGACCACUGCUGCUGAAGGUCUCGAGGUCUGCCGCCGCGCAUGCGGUGGUCACGGCUACUCUGCCUUCUCUGGUAUCGGCUCCUGGUACGCCGACUACCUGCCAACUGUCACCUGGGAAGGUGACAACUACAUGCUCACGCAGCAGGUUGCCCGGUACCUGCUGAAGUCUGCCCGCCUUGUCCUGGCUGGCAAGGCGCCUGACAAUGAUGGCAUCGCCAAGACGUUCAAGAACUUUGUCCGCCGGCAGGACUUUGGUGCUGCCUUUGAUGUUCUCGACAGCGACCAGGACCUCGUCGAUGCUUUUGGCUGGCGUGUCGCCUUCCUCUCCUUCGAGGCCCUCAGGCACCGCGACGAGGACAAGCAGUCUUGGAACUCGUUGCUCAUCGACUUCUGGCGCCUCUCGACCGCGUACGCGCAGUACAUGGUGGUCAAGAACUUCUACGAGGCGCUGCAGUCCACCGAGACCACAUCCCAGCUCGACCCAGAGACGGUUGCCCUGCUGCACAAGCUGUUCCAGCUCUUUGCGCUGACGCACCUCUCCUCGCACGCCUCCGAGUUCUUCACCUCUGGUGCCACCACGGUGCGCCAGAUCCAGCUCGCCCGGACGAAGCGCACCCUGGCCCUGCUCAAUGACAUUCGUCCCCACGCCGUCCGGCUGGUUGACGCCUGGAAGUUCCCAGACUGGCAGCUCGACUCGGCCCUGGGUCGCGAGGAUGGCAAGGUGUACGAGGACUUGUUCCACCGUGCGUCGCAGGUCAACCCUCUCAAUGACAUUACCAUUGAUCCGUAUCCCAACUCGGGCGUGCUGUUCAAGAGCCGUGGCGAGAAGGCCAAGCUGUAA